Molecule: messenger RNA, 2502 nt
Organism: Closterium sp. NIES-65
Lineage: Eukaryota; Viridiplantae; Streptophyta; Zygnematophyceae; Desmidiales; Closteriaceae
Source: the annotation of a GenBank genome assembly
AUGUCGCGAAAUCCACUGACCAGUCCUGCGCUGACGGCGCAGUUUUUCCCCUCUACCCUCCGCUUCCCCCUAUCGUCCCUGCCUUCCCCCCACUUGCUCCCUCUCCUAGGCCCCCUUGCGCAAAUCGCCCACUUGUCCCUGACUCCCGCUUGCGCCUCUUCUCUGUCUUCCCCCCGUUCCGCCAAUUCCGCCUUCCGCAGAGACUGGCGGGAUGCGGUGGUGGCGGAGGAGCGGGAUGGAGGGGGCGCAGGGGGAGAGGCGUUCUGGCGGAAGGUGUUUGAGCGGUCGUUUGGGGAAAGGGCUGCCUUCUGGAGCAGGGCGGAACAACCGCGGGGGGAGAGAGAGGUGGAAGGGGAAGGGGGGCGAGGAGGGGAGGGCGGAGUUGGAGGGGGGUGGGGAAGGGGAGUGAGGGAGAGUGGUGUGUGGAAGAGGAGCCUCGGGGACGCCCCAGAGGGACCGAAUUCAGGUUCUCGUGCUACUACUGGGUGUGCUUGUAACGAGGGCGGCCGGUGUGCUUGUAACGAGGAUGGGUGGAGGCUAGUGGCGAGUGCGGCAGAGUACGGGUCGGUGUGCGUGUGGAGCCUGCCCCGCUGGCCCACAAGGGGUGGGGCAUCGCCCCAAGCGAGUAGGUUACAAGCAAGCUCAAAAGCUAGAGAGGCAGGGAAAGCAUCAGUAGCAAUGUCAUGCGCUAUACAAGCAAGGUCACGAGAGGCAGAGGGAGGGGAAGCUAAGGCACGGCUGGAAAGAAGCGCAGCAGAGCCCCAUGAAUUCGGAGGCACAUGUGUUGUUGUCGUGCCCUCCCUGUCCCCCUGCUGCUCGAUCUGGUUCGUGGAGGGAAGGAUGGGAGAGCAGCAGCUGUGGGAGGACCUUGAGAGAGUGCGAGGGGGCGAGGGGGGUGUGGGGAGAAGUGAGGGGGAGGAGGGCGAGGAGGGAGAGGAAGAGCAGGUGGGAUGGCGGCCUAGGAAGGGCAAGAGAGGGCCACGGGAGUGGUGGGAGGGUGGGAGGCUGAGGGGCAGAGAAGCAACAACUCACGCCCGCCGGUCCAAGGGAGUGAUGGCAAGCCCUUGCGCAUUCAUCAGGAGAGACGUCACGGAGGCUCGCCCUUGUAAGGGAGGCAUGGCAUACGGGCGGCCUGCGUGUAAUGAGUCGACUCAAAGCUCGACGGAGGCUCGCCCGUGUAAGGGAGGCAUGGCAUACGGGCCGCCUGGGUAUCUGCUGGUGGAGGAGCGCAGUGGCAUGAGCGACGGUGACCGCACCAUGCGGCUUUGGGACUUGGGCUCUCAAGCUUGCCAGUCAACGCACAGUCAACAGCAGUCAACGCACGGUCAACAGCAGUCAACAGGGACAUCACAGCACAGCACAGCAUGGGCUAGUAUGCAGUGUGUGUACGAUCGUGCUUUGGCCUUCGAUCCAUGGACGGGCGUGGUUGCUGCUGUAGUGCCUCACACUCACGCCCCUGCUGAGCGUGGCAUUGGCAAUGUCGCCUUCAGCCACUCAGAACGGCAUGGCUGGCGGCUGCUGAUUGGCACGACUCAGGGGCUGAUCGUUGUUUAUGACUUGGACAGAGGAGUGGCGGGAAGAGGGGAAGGUGGAGGCGGAAGGAGGAGAGGAGCAAGGGAGGGAGGAGGAGGAAGUGGAGUAGGAAUGAAGGGAGGAGGAGAGAGCAUCGGACAGCCGUCGAUUUCGUUGAGAAUCGAUCUGUGGGAGGAGAUGCAGCAAUUCUCCCUCAACGAACGGAUUUUCUGCCUCACUACUGUGACCGACACUCACCAUGACAUCCCCGAGGGCAUCUUUGCGCGGGUGUGGGACGUGGAUGCUUCUAAUCAAGCCGCCCUCCUCCCCCAGGUGCGCCCUCCUCCCCCAGGUGCGCCCUCCUCCCCCAGGUGCGCCCUCCUCCCCCAGGCGCGCCCUCCUCCCCCAGGCGCGCCCUCCUCCCCCAGGCGCGCCCUCCUUCCCCAGGGCCCUUCCUCGUUCACUGAGGUGCCACACAAGAUUCCUCCGCAGCCCUGCGUCACCCCCUCCUUUGCCACUGCUCUCUUGCCUGCACUCCCAAAUCGUUCCCUGCCUCCCUCCCACCCCUUGCUCCUCCAGAACCAUCCUCCAUUCACCGAGGUGCUUCAUUUUGACUCUCAGCAGCCCUGCAUCGCCCCCUCCUCUGCCACGGCUGUGGUGCUGAGAGCCGAUGGGGCCAUCGCCCUCUGGACUGCCUCUCAAUGCGCCCACAACAUCGUUACACCCCACAGCCAGUUCCAGCAAGACCUGGUGUAUCUGCCUCACCCUCCUGUCAUGUAUCCUCUCUCAACCACUGCCUCUUCUGCCACUGCUGCUAGUGAUGAAAAUGGUGACAACGCUGGCAGCAGUGGUGGUGAUGACUGUAAGGGUGAUAGUAAUAAUAACCGGGACAGGGGCAGUAGCGAGUGUGUGGUUGCAGACAGCAACUGGAGAUGGCUGGUAGUGGCAGGAGGGGCUAUAGCUGAGGUUUAUGAUUUUCUGGUGGGCUAA